Saprolegnia diclina VS20 is the source of this 1014-nucleotide messenger RNA. RefSeq lists its product as hypothetical. Bases 1 to 1014 code for a protein of 337 amino acids. NCBI's taxonomy places the organism in Eukaryota, Oomycota, Saprolegniomycetes, Saprolegniales, Saprolegniaceae. The transcript is spliced from 3 exons. The record is from RefSeq and is a predicted model, not a curated record.
AUGCACCUCGCGGGGAUCGCUGACGACGAGAUCCACCUCGUAGCGGCGGCCAUGUCUCUCGUUCCCUCGAUCGGCAUCGACGGUCCGUUUGGCAGGGAUCGCUCGCCGACGAGCGAAAAAGCCAAACUCGGUUUGUUCACCGACCCCUUCUGCGCUUUCGUCGCGCAGUGGACGUUCAAGGUGCACGAGCUGAGUCUCUUGUCGCGUCCAGAAAAGAACCCAAGCGACUGUUACGACCUGCUUGGUCUCUGCAUCAGCCUGCAGACAGCGGUGCUCUCGAGCAACUGGCUGGCGCUCGCGGCCAUAUCGACGUCGGCGCAUCACGUCAGCGACCUCUCACUCCUCAACGCCAGCCACAACGCCGAUGGUCUCCCGUUUGAUUGGACAGAAAGCUUGGGUCCGUGGCUCGAGUCGGCCCACGCCAAGCGCUUGCGCCUCUCUUCCUUUGCCGGUCUCUUUGCCAAUCAUCUGCCUUUGAACUACCUCACGCACCUCGGGCUUCUCGCUUGCCGCGACCCGAUCUUGGGCGACAUGGCGGCGCUUCUCGAACCCGCUGUGAUUGAAUCCAUUCGCUUUCAGAGCUACUGCCUCGAAGAGAUGACCGGCUUUGUCAUGACCUUGCCGCUCUUCCCGCGGCUGGCCGUGGUCGACAUCACUGGAGUUUCGCUUGGUGGCCACUCUGCAGCGCCGCUGUCAACCACGAAGACGCUCCGAGUGGUGCUGUUCCGAGCUAUUUCGUGGUCGGCGAACGCCUUGGCCACGCUCCUCGACUGGAUGGCGCGCGCAGAUGUCCUCGAGUGCUCGAAGUGGACCGGCUCUGAGAUGGUCGGCGCCAACUGUGACCUUGUUGGCCGCGCGUUGCGUUGCUGGAUUGCCACGGGUGCGCUUCGGUGUUGCAGCAUUGCUGACGACGGCCUCAAGCUGGAUCUCAGCGUCAAUAGCUUUGGCUGCGACGGUCUGCAGGUGCUUCUCGACGCGCUUGCACCGAGCUCCAACAUUGUCGUACUCACGUGA